Molecule: messenger RNA, 2393 nt
Organism: Ectocarpus siliculosus
Lineage: Eukaryota; Phaeophyceae; Ectocarpales; Ectocarpaceae
Source: the annotation of a GenBank genome assembly
AUGCAUGCAUACUUUGCACCUCCCCCCCGCACACCCACACGCACCGCACACACGAUUGAUUUUUGUUUCCUCACUACCAAGCACAAGCAUCGUCGCAGAAUGUUGAGUCAUCAUGCGUGUGGCCUGUUCGCCCUGGCUUUGGUUGCGGCGUUGCUCGGAGUUGAUUCGGCGCAGGAGAUACCGCUGCUACCUGGAGGAGAAUCCCACCGUGGUCAAAUCCAGCUAAGGCAGUCCCGCAAGCAUGUGCGUGGGGGCGGGGAGGCUGAACCUAUCGGAGGGGGGCGUCGAGGCAUCAGCACCACGGCGCUUCACACCAAUGAAGGAGAGCUUCUUCCACAGGUUCCCUCGUGGGCGUCUCCUGUCGGAGCUGCAAUCCCGUCCUCUUCACGCCAGCACCAGCGCCGCAGAACGGCCGACAGCUGUGAAGACGGCGAUCCGUUCUCGAUAUCCUCCUCGCUUAUACCUACCGCCGACGGGUGCUACUUCGAGACCGACGACACAACCAUCAGCAGCGACGAGAUAGUUUAUUCACCCUCAGGGACGACAGUCGCCCAGCAGAUGUGGGUGUUCACGGGUGGGCUCGAAGGCUCCUUGAAUAUCCAUUGGUGGUUGGGUUUCGUUAACUCCGUCGACGACUCUGGCUAUUUUACUUUUUCGUCCUACUGCGUGUCCAACGAGCCAUCUUCCUUGUACCACCCCGCGGACGUGCCCAGCUGGUGGUGUGGCUACGACUCUGACGUAUCGACAGACGAUUUCGACGUGACGUGCGGCGGCGGGUGCUCAGGCCCGUCACCGUCCUCGUCGUCGACGACGCUCCCUUCGCCUACCCCGGAACCUGCGCCGGAAACUUCCGAGCCCACCGAGGCUGCCACGCCAGAGCCCACCGAAGCUUUAACUCCCGCGCCAACAACUGAACCCGCCACGCCCGCCCCAGCGACGCCUCCGACGCCUUCACCAACUGCCAUGGAGACGCCCGAGCCCACCGAACCUGCCACCCCCACGCCCACCGAAGCUGCUACGCCCGAGCCCACCGAAGCCUUGACUCCCGCGCCAACACCUGAACUCCCCACUCCCGCCCCGUUGACGCCUCCACCAACCGCCGUGGGGACUCCCGAGCCCACCGAAGCUCCAGCCCCGUCCCCAACACCGGAACCCCUCACCCCUGCUCCGGUGACGCUAACUUCACCGACCCCUUUCGAGACGUCCGAGCCCACCCCUUCCCCAGUCACCACCGGCAGGGAAAUCGAGCCUGUCCCUUCCCUACCACCGGCCGACGAUACGCCCGCACCGAUAGUUUCGACGCAGGGGCCGACGCAUUGGCCGACGCCGGGCUCGGUGGCGGACAGCACUUUGCCACCCGAUGGUGCUGCUCCGUUGCUCGGCGGCACACCGGCUCCCUCUGACGACCAGAGCCGUGCGAUACAAGGUUCUGACGCCGUUGGCCGAUACGCUCCUUGGUCGGUUGUCGCAACGAUUGUGGUGGGCGUACUGGCUGCUGUGGCCGCCGCAGUGGAAUGGUGAACUACGUUCCACGUAGAUCAACCAAAUAUCCCUCUUGUUCAAUGGGUUUGGGGGAUGUAUCCGGGAUCUGUCAGUACGGUUGGGUGCAUCGAAAUCGUGGCUGUUUUGCUUGUUUUUUUUUUCUGCCACUGCAAAGAUAUCGGCUUGUAAGCAGAAGAAGCAUGGCACGAUUUGCACCGAUGGGUAUUGUUUGUUGUGUACAUACAUGAGUCAUCGUCGGUACGAGAAAAAAACGCAAGAUUUUGCGUACCUUCAGUCUAGGUCAAGGGGCGUGGGAAGCUAGACUGGUUUGGUCGUGCGGAAUUGGUCGCCACCAACCCUAAUGUGCUUCAUGCCAAUGGAAUGACUACUUCGAUGUCUAGGUCGCACCAUCAAGGUUAUAUGGCACAAUGUCUUCAGAGCGAAGAACAGAAACAAGAGCGGACGGUGAUAAUUUGAGGGGAAAGUGAAACCUUGUAUUGUAGUAGGCGAAGAUAGUUACUUCGAAACCAGUCACAGUCUAUGUUUAUUAGGCGAGGCACUCUUGUGUCCGUUUCGUUCUCUGGCCAAUCGUUGGUGGCCCAAUAAGAAAAGAGUCUGCGUUGUUGGGUAUUUAGGCGUUUUGCCCCACUAUGUUUCUUUGUGACAUCGUUUCAUUUUCCGCGCGUAAUGGGACAGGUCUUCUUCAGUCUUUCGUUUUAUCCGUUUCGUCGGCAAUCGGGUACAGCAGGGGGGCUAUAUAUAUAUAUAUAUUGACGACGAAGUAAGGUGGAUGGAUUGGAUAUAUGUUUGGAAAGAUGUUGCAGCAAGGGGGUUGAUAAUCGGUCUAUACUUGUCUCGUCUCGAUGUUGGAGAAACGGUAAAGUUGGUCAAAGUUUCCUCUGACGUUUUUA